Ricinus communis (castor bean) is the source of this 1957-nucleotide messenger RNA. Its product is annotated as UDP-glycosyltransferase 43. NCBI's taxonomy places the organism in Eukaryota, Viridiplantae, Streptophyta, Magnoliopsida, Malpighiales, Euphorbiaceae. Gene Ontology annotation, molecular function: UDP-glycosyltransferase activity. The transcript has a single exon. Bases 215 to 1672 code for a protein of 485 amino acids. The record is from RefSeq and is a predicted model, not a curated record.
AUAGUAGAAAGAGAUAUUUGUAUAAUGAUAAUAAUACAACAAACAAAAAUGAAUGAUUGAUUCUUUCAUUAUCAACAAACAAUGGUGGAUUGGACUUUUGCUGUGAGGAGGAUAUGUAGGGCAGGGGCGGCCAUAAUAUUUUGAAAUAAGCAAACACUAUCACCUUUCUUAUGUUAUCUGUUCCAUCAUCACAGAAGAAAGAAAGGAAGAAGCCAUGAGGAAAUUGCAGGUACUGUUCAUCUCCACCCCUGCAGUGGGAAACCUUGUCCCAACAGUUGAAUUUGCCCAACGAUUAACCGAUCAUGACCCCCGAUUCUCCUCCACCGUACUCAUCAUCUCGAUGGCUCAAAGACCCAUCGUCAAUGCCUAUAUUCAAUCGUGUUGCUCCACAGCCUCCUCUGCUACUGCUAUCAACUUCAUCCACCUCCCUUCUCCUGAGGACCCUCCUUCACCUGAUCAGUACCAGUCAUCAUUCGGAUAUAUGUGCCUCCUCAUUGACAGACACAAGGUUCAUGUGAAGCAUGCAAUUUCUCAACUCCUGCAUAACGAGGUCCAAGUUUCUGGGUUAUUCGUUGACAUGUUUUCUACUUCCAUGGUUGAUGUUGCUGAUGAGCUAAAUAUUCCCUGUUAUCUCUACUUUGCAUCUCCGGCUAGUUUCUUGGGGUUUAUGUUACAUUUGCCAAUUCUUGAUACCCAACUCGCUACUGAUUUCAUCGACUCAGAUAAUGAUUCCAUUGUACCAAAAGACCCUUCCACCAAGUUGAUCAUACCAGGUUUUGCCAAUCCUUUGCCCCCACAAGUUUUGCCUACGUAUGUUUUGAGAAGGAAGCAAGAUGGGUAUUCUUGGUUCUUAUACCAUGCAAGCAGGUACAAGGAGACCAAGGGUAUGGUAGUGAAUACAUUUCAAGCACUUGAACAACAUGCCAUUAACUCGCUCUCUGCCAGUGGGUUGCCUCCGAUUUAUCCGAUUGGACCAGUUCUUGACCUUGGUGGGCCGAUCCAAUGGCACCCAAACCGGGGCCAACAUCAUACUAUCCUGAAAUGGCUUGAUGAUCAACCCAUGUCCUCAGUUGUGUUCUUGUGCUUUGGGAGCAUGGGAAGCCUUGGCAGCUCUCAAUUGCGAGAAAUAGCAAUUGCGCUGGAGCGAACCGGAUUUCGGUUCUUGUGGUCCAUCCGAGAACCAGGCAAGGGCAAACUGGACGUUCCAGCUGACUAUGCAAAUGCCAAGGAGAUACUGCCGGAAGGGUUUCUAGAUAGGACGGCUGGAAUUGGUUUGGUUUGUGGAUGGGUCCCGCAAGUGACGAUCUUGGCUCAUCAAGCAAUUGGUGGGUUUAUAUCACACUGUGGGUGGAAUUCAAUACUUGAGAGCUUGUGGCGUGGUGUACCAAUUGCGACAUGGCCAAUUUAUGCAGAGCAACAAAUGAAUGCAUUUCAAUUAGUGAAAGAGUUGGGAUUAGCAGUUGAGAUUAGACUGGAUUACAGGAACGAGGGCAAUGAUUUGGUGCCAUCAGAAGAAGUGGAAAGAGGGAUAAAGUGUUUGAUGGAAGGUGAUAAUGAGGUGAGGAAAAGGGUGAAGGAGAUGAGUCAGAAGAGUAGAAUAGCUGCAGUGGAAAAUGGAUCAUCAUAUGCAUCUUUAACAUCCUUGACUGACAGAUUAGCAGCCGGUAUUUGAGAAUGACGUUGUUGUGGUUGCAUUCCAUACUGAUUAACCCCUCCAAGUUUUAGCAGUAAGGAUGCUCCAGUAUCUGAAACCUUAAACAAUAUAUAGGAUAAAUAUUAUGUUGUUGACUCCAUCCACAUUCUAGGAUCUGUUUCAAAUUCUGAGUUAAUGUAAAAGAAUACCUGCAAACAUGAUUACGGAUUAAUCAAAUCAAGUUAGUCGUUAAUUAUCAAGGAAGCAUAGAAUAAACAUAUAGCUGGAAAAAAAAAAUCAUUAUGAACAGAAGCUUUAUUUCCA